AUGCCACUACAAUAUCCUUUGCUUUUCCCAUUUGGUGAGGAGGGUUGGUCUCCACGUUUGAAAUUACGUAAUGAGACGGGGAACAGUGUUAGGAACCUCACGGUAAACAUGUAUUAUAGUUAUCAAAUCCAUGCACGUCGAGGUAUGUAUUCUCUUAUACUCAAUUCCGGUCGGCUUUUCCAACAGUACCUUGUCGACGCUUAUACUUGUAUUGAAGUUGGUCGGUUAGAUUAUGUUUUAAACAAUCAGGACCAUUUACGAUCCGAAUUUUUGUCCGGUCUUUAUGAUGCCCUCUCUAAAGGGGAUAGAGAGAACCGUUUCGUGGGUAAACGUGUUUUCUUACCUGCAUCAUUUGUUGGUGGUCCCCGAUAUAUGUACAGUCAUUAUCAAGACGCCUUAUCGAUUUGUAGAGUGUAUGGGAAUCCACAAUACUUUAUUACAUUUACAUGCAAUGUCAAGUGGCCAAGACGACACAUGGAAAGUUAUGGUCAGCGUGAUGCUCACAAUAGACCUGACAUCAUAACUAGGGUUUUCGAGAUGAAAGUGGCUGCCUUUAUUAACUUUCUAAAAGAAGAUAAAACUUUUGGCGAAGUUCAAGCACAUUCUAUCCAAGAACCUGCUGAUAUUGACAGCUUUAUAAGUGCUGAACUUCCAGAUCCUGUUUCAGAAGCAUUGUUGCAUCGGACAGUGACAACGUGUAUGAUCCAUGAUCCGUGUGGUCCAUUAAAUAAUAAAGCUCCUUGUAUGAAGGAUGGGAAAUGUAGCAAGCGUUUUCCGAAACCGUUUCGUGACGCUACAACUUUUGAUGACGAAGGUUACGCACACUACAAAAGGGAUGCAGUGAGACGUCAUACAAUGCAAAAUGGUAUUGUUAUCGAUAACGGAUAUGUUGUCCCAUAUAACAAUCGGUUGUGUAGUCGGUUUGAUGCGCAUAUAAACGUCGAAUAUUGUGGCUGGAAUAUGAUGGUCAAAUAUCUAUUCAAAUAUAUUUCAAAAGGGGUUGAACGUGUUAGAUUUGUUGUUCAAAAGAGUGAGGCGGCUGACUCUGGUGAUCCAAAUUCACAGGUUCGAGUUUUGAACGAAGUCCAAAACUUUCUAGAUGCACGUUAUAUAUGUCCUCAUGAGGCCGCAUGGAGAAUCUUUAAUUUCGACAUCCAUCGACGGAAUCCCCCUGUCAUGAUAUUGCCUGUCCACUUACUAAAUAUGCAACAUGUUAUGUUCAAAGAGGCUGGUAGAAUAGAAGAUGUCCUUCGCAAUCCUGGUUUUGCAAGAACACUACUACUUGGAUGGUUCGACAGCAAUGCAAGAGAUCCACAAGGUCGAGAUCUUACGUAUAUAGACUACCCAAAUAGAUACGUGUGGGAUGCUAGAUCAAAGGAAUGGGGACAAAGAGUUUUAGAAUCUUCAAAAAGUAUAGGUAGGCUUGUGUUUGUCCAUCCAUCUUCGGGAGAGUUAUUCUAUCUUCGGAUGUUACUCUGUCAUCAAAAAGGAUGCACAUCUUAUGAAGAUGUUCGUACGGUGCAUGGUCAUCUUCAUCCAACUUUUCGAAGUGCAUGUAACGCACUAGGGUUAAUAGGUGAGGACAUGGAAUGGUUGACGGCCUUCAUUGAAGCUUCAUCAUGGGCUACUUCUUCACAUUUACGUUCCCUCUUCUGUCAUCUACUGCUUUUUUGUGAUGUAAGUAAUCCACAAUCACUUUGGGAUGUUGCAUGGCGGAAGAUGAUAGAUGAUUACUUGCUUAAACUAAAAACUGAGUUCCCAGAUAAACGAUUUCAUAUGAAUGAUGAUAUAGUGCAGCAACAACUGCUUUUUGAACUAGAAAAUGCACUCCGAUCUUCUACACCUUCUAGAUCGUUAGCUGACUUCCAUUUACCCGUGCCAAAUCUGGAUACUAUUGUAGUCCUGCAAAAUCGUCUCUUGCUAGAAGAGUCAAGUUAUGAUAAGGAGUCCUUGCAACACCAACACUCACAAAUGUUUCUACAAUUAAAUGAAGAUCAGAUGCGUAUUUAUAAGACCGUUGUCAUAUCCGAAGAAAACAAAAAACAGGUGUUGCUGUUUGUGUACGGACAUGGCGGGACUGGAAAGACAUUUUUAUGGACUACAUUACUUGCAUACUUCAGGUCUAUUGGGAAAAUCGUUCUUGCAGUGGCUGCUUCGGGAAUUGCAUCUCUACUUUUGCCUUCUGGAAGAACUGCUCACUCACGGUUUAACAUCCCAAUCAAUUUGGCUGAAAAAAAAUCAUGUGACAUCAAGAAAAGGACAUUACUUGGAGAUUUGCUCAAACGGACAUCCCUCAUUAUAUGGGACGAGGCACCGAUGAGCGACCGCCGAUGUUUUGAGUACCUCGAUCGAUCUCUUAGAGAUGUGUUGGAGUGUGAAAAACGACCUUUCGGUGGCAUUUCAGUUUUACUUGGUGGUGACUUCCGUCAAACACUUCCAGUUUCCCCAAAAAGUUCCCGAACUGAGAUUAUUGCAUUAACCCUUCCAAAUUCAUACCUGUGGUCAUAUUUUGAGGUCUGUACACUGCAUCACAACAUGCGCUUAACACAGACUACCACUGAUGUAAGUGAGGGUCUAUCCAUAGCUGCUUUCGCUGACUGGCUGCUUAGCAUUGGGAAUGGAACUUUAGGUGUGCCAGAUGCAGACAAUCCACAUACUACAACCUGGGUAGAAAUACCACCUUCGCUUUUAAUACCAAUAAAUAGUGAGUCUUUGAAAAACCUAAUCCUCUUUGUCUAUGGAAAUAGACUGCUGGACAAUCCCUCACCAUCCGAUCUAUCUGUAAGGGCUAUUGUUUGUCCCACAAAUGACACUGCUGACAAGUUAAACGCAAUAAUUCUGGAAAUGGUAAAGACCGAUGAAAGGGUUUAUAAAAGUACAGACGCUAUGCAACCUAAUGGCAAAUAUACAUCAGAGUUAGAGGGUUUAUAUCCCAUUGAAUAUCUAAAUCAGCUAACCUUUGCUGGAAUCCCACCUCACACUCUCAAGCUGAAAAUAAAAGCUCCUAUUAUGUUGCUGAGAAACAUUAACCAGAGGGAAGGAGGAGCAUUACAGGUGCGAAUUCUGCACAAAUGGAAACCACAGUACCGUUGGCAUGAAACAUGGUAUCUCGGUGUGGACAAAUACGGAGAUGCUAUACAGAUUCUGGGACAAAGAACAAAUCAGGGGUACAUAGAAUCAAUUUUCCAUAUCUCUAACUGCUACACAAUAUCAGAGUACACCUGUCCCUAUUUAGACGAGUAUCAGAAAGUUCUAGAAAACGAAAUCUAUAUGGAUGUUGGCCUGAUUUCCAUAAUUGUUCCUCUUCCUGACACCGUCACAAUCCCUGCAACCUGGUUCCGGUUUGCCUCGAAAACAGAUCUCCUCAACUUAGGUGAAAACCCGUCGUAUUAUCCAGAUUUCAUUGGCGUGCUAAAAAAAAUGAGAAAUUGCCCAAAGCGUAAUGGAGAAGAAUUCGUUCUUCUAAUUCUUGCAGACGAAAGUGGUGAUGAAAUAGCGAUCAGUUUAUGGAAAGAGUGUAUUGAUGUUCGUGAGAAAUUCAGACCUGAAGAGUUGGCAACCCCUCCUGCGACAACAGUUGUUGCCAUUACAAAUAUAAAGCCUUCAUCAAUACACAUAGCAGGUACUUUAAGGUUCGGAUCAUCACCUGCCACACACGUAUAUGUCAAUCCCCCCAUCCAGGAGACAACACUUCUAAUCCACAGCUUCACUGGCCCUACACCCCCAACUUCCACAGCAUCUGGACCACUAACAACACUACAUGAGCUAAACAGCAAGAUUCAUAGUGAACUGGUGGAUAAAACAUUCAAUGUAAAAGCUACACUGACAACAAUCACAUUCAAAGACUGCUGGUUCCAAGUACUAUGCACAACUUGCAAAGAUCCGAUUUUCAGGAAAAGCAAUUACUGGAGUUGCAGUGCUCACGGAAAAACAGCCUCACCCAUAUUCCUGUAUAAACUAAUUACAACUCUGACGGACCCAACGGGCUCUCUAACUACAAUCAUGACCGAUGGCGCGGCUCAAAAACUAAUUGGUGCUACACCAGAAAAACUAAUGACUGAUGAUCAUGAAAGCAAUAAAAAGCUCCCACCAACACUUAUCAAUGAUCACGAGGGCACAUCAAAGACUAUGUCAAUCCAAAUGCUAAAAGGCUCUACAACUGAAAACAUUCGUUUCAUAAUCGUUGACAUACAUGAAGUAACCAUGGUUAAUCAGUCAGUCGCACCGGUCACACCAACACAAGUUUCAACAACUACAACGACAGCAACACCAAUCACUCCAGCAGACCUUCAAGGUUCGACAAAUGUUGAAAUCAAUCCUAUACUUGGAAUGGCAUCUACAACAUCACAAACAUCACACACAGCAAGAACAUUGACAUACGACACCGCUGGUACUUACAUAUCCACUUUACUUGGAUAA
Messenger RNA from Lactuca saligna, 4419 nucleotides. The record is from the annotation of a GenBank genome assembly. NCBI's taxonomy places the organism in Eukaryota, Viridiplantae, Streptophyta, Magnoliopsida, Asterales, Asteraceae.